Messenger RNA from Megachile rotundata (alfalfa leafcutting bee), 3795 nucleotides. RefSeq names its product cyclin dependent kinase Eip63E (gene Eip63E). Gene Ontology annotation, molecular function: cyclin-dependent protein serine/threonine kinase activity; ATP binding. Gene Ontology annotation, biological process: protein phosphorylation. The record is from RefSeq and is a predicted model, not a curated record. Gene Ontology annotation, cellular component: cytoplasm; nucleus. Lineage: Eukaryota; Metazoa; Arthropoda; Insecta; Hymenoptera; Megachilidae.
UGACGCUCGCGAGAUCCGACUAUCUGAAGUAAUUCCUCGGCUCUAACCCCCUCCUUUCCCAUUUUUCCACAGCCUUAGACUGUGUCCUCGACGCGUAUCGCUUUCCAUUUUUACCCUCUCUUCGUAUAUUAUCGUGGAUUUUCAUCUCUCGACUUUGAACAUGUGAACUCGGUAAAAACACGAUCAUCGAAUAGGUUGUUAGUGGACAGUGUCAAAACUUCCGUGAUUGUGGAGGCGGACAUUAGUCUGGCCAAGAGAGACAAAGUGACAAGCCAUGAGAGUGCGGUAAAGAGGGAAGCAAGGAGAGUGUGUCGUUUACAAACCAAAGGGGUGGGGGACGAACAGUAUGUAUUUCGAAGAGGGAAACGGAUCAUGUACAUUCUUGGCGAACCUUUUUAUCGAACUUCGGUCGUAUAAACGAGUUUAUCAGACGUGAGAUAGUAUCGAAGUUGUGCAUCGUCACUUGUAGUGUGGAUAUCGUAGUGGUUUUCAUUGCCGCGUAAACGUCGCGGAACGCGACAGAUGCGUGAAUGGAAAAAAGUGCUUUUGUGUACGGGGAAGCAUGUGGAACAUCCUGAAACAAGAUGUGGAUUGCUAAAGAUUGCGCUUGUUAUGCACAGGGUCUGUGACAAUGCGGGAGAAGAAAGGAGGUGCUCUUAGCAGAGUACAAAAACUGAAAAAACGACUUAGCCAUAGUUUUGGGAGACUUUCAAUAUCAAAAGAAGAGGCUGAUGAUGCUGCAAACAGGGGUCAACUGCCAUAUAAUGGCUAUUCUGAGGAGUUCCUAGACCGUUUAGAACCAAACGGCAACAUACCUGCAGAUAAGGAUCGCCGUUAUGAAUGGACAGGUGUGGGCGACCAUGAGAGAGUGCAUCGGCAGCUUUCCGUUUCUAGUGAUUCCAAGCUUCUUGAUGAGGAUAUACGCGAAGAAGCUAGAGUAAUCUUACGACCUCGGCGUCCACCACGACCCAAGUCGGAGGUCUUCCUUGGGCCGGAUCCACCUCCUAGAAGAACCAAGAGAUUUUCAGCUUUUGGGGGAGAUUCUCCUUUUGGUAAAUCUGAAGCUUAUAUAAAAUUGGAACAAUUAGGAGAAGGAUCAUAUGCCACAGUGUUCAAAGGCUAUAGUCACCUUACAAAUCAAGUUGUGGCACUUAAAGAAAUUAGACUGCAAGAAGAAGAAGGUGCUCCAUUUACUGCUAUUCGCGAGGCAAGCCUUCUUAAAGAAUUGAAGCAUAGCAAUAUCGUUACCUUACAUGAUAUAAUUCAUACACGCGAAACUCUUACUUUUGUUUUUGAAUAUGUUCAUACCGAUUUGUCUCAAUACAUGGAAAGGUAUGGAAGUGGCAAUGGAGGUUUAGAUCCUCGAAAUGUUAAAUUGUUUUUAUUUCAACUAUUAAGAGGAUUGGCAUAUUGCCACCGCAGGAGAGUAUUACAUAGGGAUGUGAAGCCACAAAAUUUGUUAAUCAGUGAAAUUGGAGAAUUAAAGUUAGCAGAUUUCGGUUUAGCAAGAGCUAAAUCUGUACCAUCGCAUACGUAUUCUCAUGAAGUUGUUACUUUAUGGUACAGGCCACCUGAUGUUCUUUUGGGUUCUACAGAGUAUUCUACCUCACUUGAUAUGUGGGGAGUAGGUUGCAUAUUUAUGGAGAUGUUGACUGGUGAACCAACAUUCCCAGGUGUACGCUGUACGUUCGACCAACUUCAUAAGAUAUUCAAAGUAUUGGGUACUCCUACUGAAGAAACUUGGCCUGGUGUCUCGCACCUGCCAGGAUACAAACCACAUAGACUGGGAUUCUAUCCUCCACGAAAAUUGGGUCUUUCAUUUCCUAGACUCUAUGAUAUUGCUGAAGCUGAUAGUAUGGCAUCGUCGCUUCUACAGUUAAAUCCUGAUCAACGGAUAGGAGCUGAAGAAGCAUUAAGGCAUCCUUAUUUUGCCUCUCUUCCUAGAAAACUAUACGAGUUGCCUGAUGAAGUAUCGAUAUUUAGCGUUGAAGGUUGUCAUUUGUAUACAAAUUCGAGGCACGGGUGUGCAGAUUCGCGUCAUACAGCUCUUAAGACUUGAGGUUAAAAGCAAACAUAAAAAGAAGUAAAUGAUAAGUAACUCCCAAAUUCACAUGUUCAAUGAAACGUUCAUUCUCAUGCAGAUCAGAUUCACACGGGCAUCCUGCCUUCACUCAUCUACACAUUGUUUCCACGCGCGUCGUUCGCUCUUUCUCAGGGCUGUUCUACAAAUUCCAAUCAUUCUUCACGAUACACAUACCAACACACGCGUAUUACAUAGUUAUGACAUUCAUAUUUUUUUUUCUUUUCCCGUUAUGUUUUAAGACUAGGGCACGUAUCAAAUGAAUUAACGAAGAUAAAUUAUAACUUGCGAAUAAAACACGAAAGUAAGCUAUCUGUGGCUAAAUGAAGUAAAACGAUUUUAUGAGACUCGCACGCUCGAUUUAGAAAGCAAAAGCACGCACGACCCAUCCUCGCACUUCGUCCAAAUAUUAGAUUUAGAUUGAUACCAAUCAAAAAAAAAAAGAAGGAAGUACUACACCGCCUUGUGUCUCUUGAUUCCAGUUUGAGUAAUAUCUGGAGAUGGCGGUUACUGGCUAGAGAAAAUAUAAUAAAACAAUUAUAACUUAGAAAAAUUCUGGAAGAUCUGUAAUACUUUAUAUAAAUUUUAUGCUGUUUUUGACUCUACCGUUGGUUGCUGAGACAAUUGAAUAUAUUGGUAUGUAACGAAAAAUCAUUGUUCGAAUUAAACUAGUUGUUAAUAUAUGACGUGAUGAUAGGAAAUAAAUAGAAAUAUAAGAAAAUAGGAUAUCAGUACGAAUCAAGUGUCGUAGCCACCAACACCACAAAACACGGCAAGACUAACGAAAAGCUUAUCGUUGAUAGUAUCGACGGUAGCGAUCUAGUUGUAAGAAUUAAUAUUAGCAUGCUAGCGUCGAUCGAAGUUCAUUAUCGACAUUUACAAAGUAGUAUCUAUCAGUGAUAGUAAAUCAAGGAACGAAGUAAUAAUUUUAGCCUUAAUCAAAUCCAAUUUGUUCAAUCGCUCAUGUAUUAACGGCCAAUGGUGCUUGAACGAAUUGUAGGGACAAAAUGUUAAUAAUUUCGUAUUAGUUAUUUAGAAGGAUCGUUUGGCUAAUCUUGUUUUUAAAUGGUUUUUCUAAAUCAUAUAUCUAAACGAACCAACUUUAAUAACGUUGCAAUAGUAAUAUAGGAUAACGUAAAACAGUGUUACAGUCCUUCCAAGUUUUCUCUAAGCUACGAUGAUUAUUACGGUAAAUAUUACUUCUUUAGUAGUUACAUUUAUACCAAUUUUUCAGCACACUUAUAAAAAUAUCAACGAGGCAAAAGCAAAAAAAAAAUUAAAAAAAUAUUUCGAAAAUAUUUGAGACACGUUAUUACUACUAUUAUUACUUAUUAAAAUUAUUAUUUGAAAAAAGACGCGCAGAAGGUAGAUUGUAUAUAGAACACCAGGUUCGUAUUAUUGAUGAUGCUGAGAUAGCUGAGCUGAGACUAAUAAAUGUGACUUUGUAAUAAAUGAAAGCGUAGUUCGGUACACUUUAUAGAUCCUGUUCUUCGUUUGAUUUUCCAUGUUCAAACAGUCUACAGAAUCAUUUAGAUUUUUAAGUGUAACAUAAUGCAAAACCACUUGUAUCUGUAAUACUUAUUCUGCUUAAGUAUUGAUUUUAUAUACAUUUAUUUCCUUAUAAUUAUAUUUUAUUUGUAAUUUUUCUAAGGAAUCAUUGAUAUUCAAAUUGCUUCAAACUUGUACUGAGAAAGAUAAAGAACUAUGUUUUUGAA